Molecule: messenger RNA, 7400 nt
Organism: Pteronotus mesoamericanus
Lineage: Eukaryota; Metazoa; Chordata; Mammalia; Chiroptera; Mormoopidae
Gene: SLC12A6
Product: solute carrier family 12 member 6
Exons: 24
Coding region: 1333-4740 (1135 amino acids)
Biological process (GO): potassium ion import across plasma membrane; chloride transmembrane transport; potassium ion homeostasis
Cellular component (GO): plasma membrane
Molecular function (GO): potassium:chloride symporter activity
Source: RefSeq, a predicted model, not a curated record
GGCGGGGCUGCGGGCACCGGCGGGACAGUUCCGCCCUCCGCUCCCCGGCUUCUUUGGGACCGUUACCCUCGAAUGAGGAAUAAGCCAGGAGGGAAGGAAGGGGCUGCAGCGGCUCCGGCACAGCCCGCAGGACCGGGGUCCGGGAGCGGCGAGGUCACGUAACUGCUACUCCGGUGUCUCGUCAGGGAGGGGGCGCACUCUCGCAGCCUAAGCCCUCCUGGACGCCCUGCGGCUCCGAAACAGUUACCGGCUUGUAAACAACAGCUGCGCGCGCACCCCACAUCAGCUGGCGUCGGGAUCCCGCGCCGGCGACCUCCUCCUCCCCUCAUUGCCGCCCCCUCCUGCGUAGCCAGGUUCAGCUUGUGAGGCCGUCUCCUCUUCUGGGAAAACGGCGAGGGGCUGACCUGCGCCAGGGACCUGGUAGGGGAGAAGGCGUCUCUCGGCGAAGGGGUAAUCCGUCCUGUCACACGCAGGAGAAACCCCGGACCGUGAGCUCGAUGGACUAGCAACGACCUGCCACGACCCUUAGCUGCAGUCAGCGGUGUCUUGAUCUGCUCGCCGCUCUUCUCAGAUCCCAGGGACCUUUCUGCGAAAAGAGCGGGCGGGCCACCCCCCACCCCGCAGACCUCUGGGAGGCAUAAAUCUGCUCUGCCCCAUCAUCCUCCUCUGCUUACCCUUCUCUCCUCAUUCUCCUCUGCCCUAGUGUGGGAUAUUUUUCCCGUUAUGCAUGCGCACCUCUCCCACCAGACCCAAGUGGAUUAUCGGCCUCAAAAACCUCGGGUGGCUCUACACACACCUCCUCCCAGCGAGACCUGUGGGGUAUUCACCUGAUAUACAACAGGUGGCCGGUGUACACCGUUUUUGCAAUCUCUGCUCUAUUUGCAUAAUAAGGGUGGGCCAGUGCGCACUUUGCUCAACUAAAAAACCGUGGGACAUUUACCAAAUAAAGGACUAACUACCUCUGCCGAAACCUGGGGGCAAAGGGGAGAAAGGCUUCACCUUCUCUAAGAUCAUGGCACUGAGCCCGCAGCUCUGGACCAGGAGACAUAGCUAGAUAGCUAUUCAUUCUGAAGGAACAAAGUUACAUGAGAUUGGCAUCGUUUUGUCUUUUUUAAAAAAAUAUUUUUCAGCUACUGGUAGUGCACUUUCUAGGACAGUCUGCUUGAAUUCUGAGUAUAAAGAUUCUUAUUUGGGGCUCUUUGUGUGGUAUAAAUCAAGGUAAUUGAUUUUUUUUUUAAGUUUUCUAUUUUUGCGAUCAAAAGCAGCUGGCGUAGGAGGAAGGAUUUUGCUGGUUUUUCCUUUUUUUCUUUGCCCUUAUAAAGGAAAAGAAAAAUGCAUCCUCCAGAAACCACCACCAAGAUGGCUUCGGUUCGAUUCAUGGUAACACCAACAAAGAUAGAUGAUAUUCCAGGUUUGUCAGACACCAGCCCAGACCUCAGCUCUCGAUCCAGUUCCCGAGUAAGAUUUAGCUCCCGGGAGAGUGUGCCUGAAACGAGCCGUAGUGAGCCUAUGAGUGAGAUGUCUGGAGCCACCACUUCACUGGCAACUGUGGCAUUGGAUCCGGCCAGUGACCGGACUUCUAACCCCCCGGAUGUUACUGAGGAUGAUGGCCAUAAGAAAGCUCGAAAUGCUUAUCUCAGUAAUUCCAAUUAUGAAGAAGGAGACGAGUAUUUCGAUAAAAACUUGGCACUCUUUGAGGAGGAAAUGGACACCAGACCAAAGGUGUCUUCUCUCCUCAACCGCAUGGCUAAUUACACUAACCUGACUCAAGGAGCAAAGGAACAUGAAGAGGCAGAGAACAUCACUGAAGGGAAAAAGAAGCCCACCAAGACCCCCCAAAUGGGUACCUUCAUGGGUGUCUACCUCCCAUGUCUACAAAAUAUUUUUGGAGUGAUCCUGUUUCUACGACUUACGUGGGUAGUGGGCACAGCUGGAGUUCUUCAGGCCUUUGCAAUUGUCCUUAUCUGCUGCUGCUGCACAAUGUUGACUGCUAUCUCCAUGAGUGCCAUUGCAACCAACGGAGUGGUGCCAGCUGGGGGCUCAUAUUUUAUGAUUUCCCGGGCACUGGGCCCAGAGUUUGGUGGAGCGGUUGGCCUCUGCUUUUACCUUGGUACCACAUUUGCAGCAGCCAUGUAUAUCCUUGGUGCCAUUGAAAUUUUCCUGGUAUAUAUUGUCCCACGGGCUGCCAUCUUUCGUAGUGAUGAUGCACUCAAGGAAUCAGCAGCCAUGCUAAAUAACAUGCGUGUCUACGGCACAGCUUUCUUGGUCCUCCUGGUAUUGGUGGUAUUCAUUGGCGUACGCUACGUGAACAAGUUUGCCUCACUUUUUCUGGCCUGUGUCAUUGUGUCCAUCUUGGCCAUCUAUGCUGGAGCCAUCAAGUCAUCUUUUGCCCCUCCUCACUUCCCGGUCUGCAUGCUGGGUAACCGCACCCUUUCAUCAAGACACAUUGACAUUUGCUCAAAGACCAAGGAAAUGAACAACGUGACAGUACCGUCAAAGUUAUGGGGCUUCUUCUGUAACUCAAGUCAAUUUUUCAAUGCCACCUGUGACGAAUACUUUGUUCACAAUAAUGUCACAUCAAUCCAGGGCAUUCCUGGAUUGGCUAGUGGUGUCAUCACAGAGAAUCUUUGGAGUAAUUAUCUACCGAAGGGAGAGAUCAUUGAAAAGCCCUCAGCCAAAUCUUCUGAUGUCUUAGGCAGCUUAAACCACGAGUAUGUCCUUGUUGACAUUACCACCUCCUUUACUCUUCUGGUGGGGAUCUUCUUUCCCUCUGUCACAGGCAUCAUGGCUGGAUCAAACAGGUCUGGAGAUCUGAAAGAUGCUCAAAAGUCUAUUCCCAUUGGCACUAUCCUCGCCAUCCUGACCACCUCCUUUGUCUAUUUAAGCAAUGUUGUCCUUUUUGGUGCAUGUAUUGAAGGCGUUGUUCUCAGAGACAAGUUUGGGGAUGCUGUGAAAGGUAAUCUGGUGGUAGGUACCUUAUCUUGGCCAUCCCCAUGGGUGAUCGUUAUUGGCUCCUUCUUCUCAACAUGUGGGGCUGGACUUCAGAGUCUCACAGGUGCACCGCGGCUGCUACAGGCUAUAGCAAAGGAUAACAUCAUACCCUUUCUGAGGGUUUUUGGUCACAGCAAAGCCAAUGGGGAACCUACCUGGGCUUUACUUCUGACUGCUGCCAUUGCAGAGCUGGGAAUCCUUAUCGCCUCUCUGGAUCUUGUAGCCCCAAUUCUUUCCAUGUUUUUUCUCAUGUGUUACCUCUUUGUGAAUUUGGCAUGUGCCUUGCAAACAUUACUUAGAACACCCAACUGGAGACCCCGGUUCCGCUACUAUCACUGGGCCCUUUCUUUCAUGGGAAUGAGUAUCUGUCUGGCUUUGAUGUUCAUUUCUUCCUGGUAUUAUGCCAUCGUAGCUAUGGUAAUAGCUGGUAUGAUCUACAAGUACAUUGAAUACCAAGGAGCUGAGAAGGAGUGGGGCGAUGGUAUCCGUGGGCUGUCCCUCAGCGCAGCUCGGUUUGCUUUGCUUCGCCUGGAGGAAGGACCUCCACACACUAAAAACUGGAGGCCUCAGUUGCUCGUAUUGCUGAAACUAGAUGAAGACUUACAUGUCAAGCAUCCUCGCCUCCUCACCUUUGCUUCACAGCUUAAAGCAGGAAAGGGUCUCACUAUCGUGGGGUCUGUAAUUGUGGGGAACUUCCUGGAAAACUAUGGUGAAGCUUUAGCUGCUGAACAGACCAUAAAGAACCUAAUGGAGGUAGAAAAAGUGAAAGGAUUCUGCCAGCUAGUGGUGGCCGCCAAGCUGAAAGAGGGCAUUUCCCACCUCAUCCAGUCAUGUGGCCUUGGUGGCAUGAAGCACAACACGGUGGUGAUGGGGUGGCCUAAUGGCUGGCGCCAAAGUGAAGAUGCUCGAGCUUGGAAGACUUUUAUUGGCACAGUUCGAGUGACAACCGCUGCCCAUUUGGCCCUGCUAGUGGCUAAAAAUAUCUCAUUCUUUCCCAGCAACGCGGAGCAGUUUUCUGAGGGCAACAUCGAUGUGUGGUGGAUUGUGCACGACGGGGGCAUGCUGAUGCUCUUACCGUUCCUGCUGAAGCAGCACAAGGUGUGGCGAAAAUGCAGCAUACGUAUCUUCACAGUAGCCCAACUAGAGGACAAUAGUAUUCAGAUGAAGAAGGACCUGGCCACCUUCCUGUAUCACCUGCGCAUUGAGGCAGAGGUGGAAGUGGUAGAGAUGCAUGACAGUGACAUAUCAGCUUAUACUUAUGAACGCACUCUGAUGAUGGAGCAAAGGUCCCAGAUGCUCCGGCACAUGCGACUGUCCAAGACAGAGCGGGACAGAGAGGCACAGUUGGUAAAAGACCGGAAUUCAAUGCUACGAUUGACCAGCAUUGGCUCUGAUGAGGAUGAAGAGACAGAAACCUAUCAGGAGAAGGUACACAUGACCUGGACAAAAGACAAGUACAUGGCAUCCCGGGGGCAAAAGGCCAAGUCAAUGGAAGGAUUCCAGGACCUGCUUAACAUGCGUCCGGACCAGUCCAAUGUGAGGCGGAUGCAUACAGCAGUGAAGCUCAAUGAAGUAAUAGUUAAUAAGUCUCAUGAAGCAAAGCUGGUUUUGUUGAAUAUGCCAGGGCCACCCCGAAACCCUGAGGGUGAUGAAAACUACAUGGAGUUCCUGGAGGUGCUCACUGAGGGACUAGAGCGAGUCCUUCUUGUCCGAGGUGGUGGCAGUGAAGUGAUUACCAUUUAUUCAUAAUCUACUCCUGAAUGACUCUGCUUGGCUUCAUCUCUCCUAAGGGGCUUCCAUCCUCCAUGGAAGUGCCAGCUCUUUACUAUCAUACCAACCAACUAGAGGCCUGUGUUCUCCACACGUCACCUAAAUGAACUCUUGAUGAGCUGAACCUCAAGAACUUGUGCAACAAAGUAAAAAUAGUUCUGCUCUUUGCUCCCAUUUGAUCUGCUGUCCUUACAGACGAAUCAAAUAUUCCCUCAACAUUAGAAAACUGGUCAAGUCCUAAAGCCAUGUUUAUACCAGUUGAAGGCAAGUUAGAAUUAACAAGUUAAACCAGUAAAAUGAAUUGGCAGAAAGGAUACUAGAAAUUCAACUAAAGACAAAAAGCAGUAAGCCAGUAUCAAAGAUGAGUCUCAUUAAGUCAUGGUUCCUUGAUAACACCAUGAAGGUAACAGAGAAAUACUAAGGAAUUCAUGGUCAAGUAUAUGGAGACCUAACAUCCUGGCCAGGAUAACCGAUAGCAAACCGAGAUGAAAACUUUUUUGUGCUAAUUGUCUUGAGUGUAUCCACUGUUCCCCAGGAUUCUAAUUUUAUAUUAGGGUACUAAUGUACAAAAACUGAAACAUGGCUGCAGCUUCUACUACGUCUCCAAAACAAGUUUUUCUCCCAAAUGCCAGGUUUAAGUACACAUAUUGGGUUGUUGUGUAUUUCAAAUGUUUGUUUCUCAAAGCCCUCUCUCUGUGAUUGAUUGUAAUACAGGCAGUGUUACCAUGGAAAUUGUUUUUAAACAGUGGAGUAAAAAUUAUUUCAGGUUCUUUUCAAAUGGCCAAACUAAGGAAAUUCUAAAGAUAGCUAUUAAGAUUUACUGAAAUAUAAUCAGGUUGCUAUGUGACAAGGGUAAAACAUACAAGCUGUUAUCUAAGAAAUAUAGAUGGUGAUGCACACUGACCAAUAGGUUCACCUUUGCUUCUCCCUUUUUACACUCUCUGGGUUAAUAGGCACAGGUCAAAAAUCAUAGGAACAAACCCUAAGAAGACUGGCUAAAAUUCUUCUCCAAAAUGUUUGUUUCAAAGGGGAAAUCCAGCAAUGGAACUAGAAAUUCCUGAGCCAUAUUCCUUCCAUAGUGCCAAAGUUACUGAGAUGCUGCUACUCUGCUUACCUGCUUCACUGAAGUGGCAUACAGUUGGCAUUGGCCUAGCUCAAACUUCUUUCACUACGAAUCCUGUGGAAUCAUUUCUAAAGCCAUAGUGAAGACUUGAGGCACUCACCUAAAUGCCCAGAGAUGCACAUAUUCAAUUUUAUUCUUUAUUCUGAACGCAGAAACUUGGCUCUAAACCAAGAGAUUGUCCAAGCCAAUAAAUAGUCUGCUAUUCCAGUUUUGUUUCAGAUGCUUAUAGAGUGUUACAGAAAUACAUACGCAAGCUUAGCUUUUUAUUUGCUAAUUUACUGAGCACAAUACACCUGACUUUCGAGCAUAGGGAAAUUACCCUGUGUCUAAGUGGUAAUUUCGAAUAUAUGAGGUCAUUUCUUUUAUGGGGUAGGUUAUUUAGAUAAACUAUUGCCUGUAUUUAUGGCUGCUUUUGAAUUUCACUUUAUAGACCAGUAGUGCCAUUUUUUGAUUACAGAAUAGGAUAUGAAGCUUUUGAUUACCCAAUAGGAUAUGGAACAAGCUGACCUAGGUGCCAGCAGACUGUUCAUUUGACCCUUAGAGGAGAAAACCCUUCAAUAUGGCUUAAGAAAUUUGUUUGUUCCUUUUGCUUUUUUUUUUCAAUCUCCAGGCCCAGUCAGGAUAACAAAGCAGACAGAACCUUGCGUCUUUUAUUCUGCUCCUUCCUGCAGAGGGUAAAAGCAUUGUUCACAACUUCCAUUGCAACACUCCAUUGCUUAGUUGAGGACAGGUUCCCCAGGACCCAAAAUAUUGAAGAUCCAUGCUCUAAAGGUCAGCCUGCCUGGAAUUCCUCUACAUUUACACAGACCCUCUGGCCUAAGCAGUAUAUUUAUAUAUAUAUUUUUUCAUAUAUAAAAAGUAUGGGCAGAAGUUGGUUAGUUUUAAGUUUUUUGUAGUUGAAGCUCUGUAAGAUCUUUUAAAGGGAUAAGGGAAUUAGUGGCUACUAAUAAUAGUCCCUACUUCAGCCCCUAAAACAAAAUCACUGUUACAUGUGAAAAUGGUUAUUAGGCCAGAUUUAAACUCUUCUCUCUCUAGAGCAUUUCAUGUCUUUCUGUUGCUUAUGUUGUUUGUCUGCAAAGUGUCUUGUCUCUUUUAAUCACUGCAAAUAAAGCAAUACUGAAAAGAUGCACCUUAGGGGAAGGGGUUUUGUGUUUCAAGAAGGAAGAGAAAGAAAAGACUUCCUCCUGCCUUUUGAAUAAGAUCCAGCUUUUAAGUCUUAGCUAUGACUUUACCAGGGCAGGUUAUAUGAUAACAUACAUUUUCCAAUUGCUGGCCCUCUGCCUUCUAUAGCUAUCUUAAAAGCUGAAGUUUGAAAUGUAGCAUCUGCUUGUUGGGUACCAGUUUCCUCUUGGCAGGGGAAAGAAGACCACUUUGUAUCUUCCAUUGCCUCAGAUUCCUGUGGCUCCGAUUCCUCCAAUCCUCAUUCCCCCUAAACGUGUUAAAAAUCCAUUAUUGUGGAUAUUAAAGUAGCAAUUACACUGUAAGUCUAUUUAUCUGCUCUUUUUGUCUGAUUUUU